This is a messenger RNA of Bolinopsis microptera, 4805 nucleotides long. RefSeq names its product bifunctional arginine demethylase and lysyl-hydroxylase JMJD6-like. NCBI's taxonomy places the organism in Eukaryota, Metazoa, Ctenophora, Tentaculata, Lobata, Bolinopsidae. Gene Ontology annotation, cellular component: nucleus; cytoplasm. Gene Ontology annotation, molecular function: histone H4R3 demethylase activity; P-TEFb complex binding. Gene Ontology annotation, biological process: phagocytosis. The record is from RefSeq and is a predicted model, not a curated record. The transcript is spliced from 11 exons. The coding region runs from base 37 to 1401 and encodes 454 amino acids.
CUACUAUAUAACAAAUAAUUUGAGCUGUGACUAAUCAUGGAGCGGUUGGACUUUCCUGAAUUAACACCACGAGCUCUAAAAAGGAUAAACCGAGCUAGACAUAAAGCUAGGGAAGAACUAAAAGACCAGAAGAAAGACUGGGUAAAGAACAACUACCACGAAACCUGUGACAAGCUCCUCCCCCCUGUGGUCGACACAGUCCCACGUGUUGACGCCCGAUCUUUGUCGUGCGAGGAAUUCAGAAACAAGUAUGAAAUACCACGAAUUCCAAUAGUGUUGACUCAUUUGAUGGAAGAUUGGCCCGCUAUGACCAAGUGGACUAUGAAAAAACUUGUCAAGAAGUACCGGAACCAAUCUUUCAAAGUAGGUGAAGAUAACCGGGGUAACUCUGUGAAACUCAAGUUGAAGUACUACAAGGAUUACGUGUCUUGUAAUAAAGACGAUAGUCCUCUGUAUGUAUUUGAUGGGAACUAUGGAGAGCACCGCAAGAAGUGCCAGUUUUUGGAGGACUACAAAGUUCCUGAGUAUUUCGCAGAGGAUCUUUUUCGCCUAGUCGGGGAGAAGAGGCGACCACCUUAUCGUUGGGUGGUAUUUGGUCCUAAAAGAUCAGGAACUUCAGUACAUAUAGACCCCCUAGGAACCCACGCUUGGAAUGCCCUUGUAUCUGGAUACAAGAGGUGGAUAUUGUUCCCAACACAUACAGCUCGGUGGUUACUUAAACAGAAGUUGCCAGACAGCGAAGCUAUCACGUGGUUCAAAUUUGUGCAUCCUCAAACUGACGACCCUAACUGGCCUGAAGACUGCAAACCGAUCGAGUGCUUGCAAGGGCCUGGAGAGAUGAUGUUUGUACCUGGGGGAUGGUGGCAUGCUGUACUCAACGUCUCCGACACGGUGGCCGUCACUCACAACUACGUUUCGACCGCCAACUUUGCCGCGUCCUGGCACAAAACGGCGAGAGGACGGCCAAAGCUCUCCAAGAAAUGGCUCGCUCAGUUACGGGAGCACAGACCGGAUCUAGCGAAGAUAGCCGAUGAUACGGACCUCUCUGUAAAGUUAGCAGAACAAUCAGACAGUUCCUCUAACGGCUCAACCUCCAGCUCCUCCUCUUCUUCUAGCUCCUGCAGCACUUGUCUUACUGAUUCCAACUCGGACAAUGACCGAAGCAGACCUGUGAGCCGGAAGAAAACUUCAGCUAAGAAGAAGGCUGGAAAAAGAGGGAAUGAGUCGGAGGAAGGGAGGAGGAAACGUUACCGUUCUAAGCGGGAGAGAGAUAGAACAAACUACAGAAACAAGCGACCAUCCCACAGCGAGGAUGAUAAGAAAGAAAAGAAGAGCGGUAAAUCCUCCCGUCAGGGAAGCUCGGAGAAUUCCAACCAAGGCCGCCCUGCAAGAGAGCACUAAUCUUAAUUCUUAUGACGCGUGAGAAAAUGUGGAAUAACACUUCAAGUGGCGUGAAGUCAUACCAUUCAUUUUUAGACAGUUAGGAACUAUUUUAUAAAAUUGAACAAAUAAUGCUAUAUUAUUAUGGUAUGUCAAAAUGGGCAUUAAAAUGUAGGGGGAAGGUUCUUGAUUAUUGGGUAUAAAAAGUUGAAGCGAUUUAAAUCCAAUCGAUGCCACAAUUAUUCUUUAAGGGGACAAUCUUGUAUUAUAAUUGUCAAGUGACCCAAUUAUGCUAAGGAUCAAGAAAAACCAAACACUAAAUUUGAAGACUCAAUACGAUAGUAAUGUGAACCACUGGACUAACCCUCAGUGAAAUUAGCCACCCUGUUUUAGGGUUAAAGGAGACUGAUCUUUUCUGGUCCUCUAAAACUCUUUCUGCCGUGAUAAAUUACCAACGACAAAUCAUUAAUAAUAAUCAAGCUUAAGAUCCGAUAAAGAAUAACACUCGUUCUAUCUGUAAUUACAAAAGGCCUAACUUGCAAGCACGUGUCCUGGAAAUCAAUUAACAAUUAGUUUCGGCGAUCAGAUUUCUACAGAAGACAUGUUAUAUCAGCUUAGCUCAAUUAUACCUUAAUAACAAUGCCCACGUACAAAUUAUAAAUUUUAAUAAUCUGAAAGACCGAUAAACUAACAACAAAAUCCGGAGAAUGAAUGAAUGACUUGCACAGCCCUACCCUGUUUUAAAAUGGGUACAUGAUUUAACCACUAUAGUUCCUGGCGACAUAUCUAAUUUAUUAAUUUAUAACUUAUUGAACGAUCGAGAACACAAUGAAUCUUUGCAAGGAAUAAUAACGUAUAUGUUUAACGGUAAGAUAAUAUGUUAAGCACAAUGCUUGACGAAUGCUAUUUUACUAAGAUUUAAGUUAAAUCCCAUCCCCACUGAUAGGCUUAAAUACAGAUAACAAAUAUUUCUGGCCCUGAACGCCGUACUGAGAACUUUCUCAGGAACACAUAAUUUUAAACCGUUAUAACUUCGAUUCUAUGGAAAAUGCGAGAAAAACUUCGGGAAGAUUUUGAUCGCGGAGGCUUCGUUCUUAAACUGUUUAAUACCAGCUCAAGAUCAAACUGUACUGGGAGGAGAUAUAACCAUUAACCAUGCAGAGAAAAUAAUCACAGAUAUAGUAAACUAUGUAGGAGUAUACGGUCUGUGAUGGACGUAACGGUGUAGUGACCAAGCCCUACAAACUUGAAACAGUGCCCCCACCUCGGUAGGUUUUCCACCCAGACAAUCUGCUAACAUUACCCGCUUGAUUUUGUGGAUAACUUUCCGGGAAAUUCUCAGAUUAUUCACAGAUUAUUCACAUUCCGAAUAUAAUCGGUGAUAUAAACUAAGUAAAAGCAUACAGGAUGCUAUGGUCAGAUAACCAAAACCAUAUAAGCGUGAAACUGUUCCGACUCCAUACAGACAAUUUGCUCUCAUAAUUCGUCAACUUGUAAACAUUAUUAGCCUAAUUUUGUGGACGACAUUCCGAAAUAUCCAGACUUGUUUAUUAAAACCCUCGGCUUAUUCUUUUAAUUAACUGGAAGCCUGAUGAGAGCCAAUCUGCUGAAGACCAAGAUUUCCUGUUGCCACAAUAAAAAUACCGAUAUCCUCAUUAGGGUUGAGAUCCUAUGUUAAGCUUUUUUAAAGUGACUAGGAAGCUAGCUGCUACUCCUAAAAAACUGAGUUGGUGAAAGCUCAGAUAGGCGUAGAUUUUCCCGAAGCCAAACUUAAAAUUCUUGCCUGGUCAUGCAGAAAAAUGUUUCCUUCUCCUUCGAGAAGGCGUGUCGUUACACAGAUGUUUCUUGCAUGUAAAAGACAGCCAGCUUUCUUUCCUUGGUAUAUAACUUUAAUGUCGCCACAAUUAGAAGCUACAUUUUACCAGUAUUAUUAUACACAACCGGCUAUCUUUUAAAGGCUAAAUGGAAUCUCUUGUUAACGGUUUUAUAGGAAACCAAAUUAAAAGUGACAGCUCAAAGGGCAGUCUGACAUAUUUUUACUUUUAGUUUUGUCUAGAUAAUUUGAAAAUUUUGUCUGUUUUACAAAAAAUGCAGAAAAAAAUUAGAAGCCAUACUCUCCUAAAUAUGUUGUUUAAUCCUGACAAGAUAAUUCAUAAUAUACGGUCACCCUGGAGAGAAAAGGAGGGGGAGAGGGAGGAGUAAACCUCUGGGAGAUUAGUAAACCUAUGAGCAGUACUCAGUGUGGGACAGGGCAAUUAGCCUGGUGACGUCACGUGAGUGUGUGACGCACAUGAAGGUUAAAAUGUCUGGCAGUUUCUGAAAAAUAACUCCAAGAGAAAGAUCUUGGAAAGAUGCAAAUUUUAUGGGGGAAAAAAACAAUUUAUUAAUCGAUAGUAUGGUGAGGUUUGGCAAGUUGUUAGUCCGGAUUUUCCGGUUUACUAAUGAGUUUCUGUGUGUAGUUGUGGCAGUGUGGUCUGGGCCCGCCGCGGCCCCGGGGUUUUGUACAGUCACUUUCUCUGUGGUUUUUUUAUAUUACGAUUUUUUAGAUCAACCAAUAACAUACAAAUUUAUCACAAUGCUAUAAAGAUUCCCCUAAAAAUAUCCACAAAUCAAGAAGUUCAACAUAAGCAAAAUGGUUCACAUAAAAAGCCCAGUACUGUGUGCAGUGAUUCAAAAACCAUUUAAGGAUCUCAAAAUGGAAAUGGUCUUUGGCAUUGUUUAAUAAAAUUAAUACAUAUUUAAAUUAGACUAAUGAACAACUUUCUGGAUUCUGAGAAAAAUGAUCACUCCAUGAAUUCCUAAAAAAGCCAUAUGACCGGUUUAAUAAGGUGUCCUACUGUUUUAUUUAAUUGGGUCUUUUCAUUCUUCAUAUAAUAAUGUUUACACCGUGACCAAAAUAUACUAUAUGAAUUAAAUUGUCCCCUACGGUCGAUUGGCUCUGCAGAAAUUUCUUUGGUUUGGAAUCCAAAUUUAUAGAUUUAAAUCUGUAGGGAACUUUUUCUACUCUCUGUACAUUAUUUUAGAUUUGAUUUUAAUGUAUUCGUUUAAUAUGAAUAUUAGAGUUAUUAAUUAGAUUUGAGUAUUGAGAUUAUAACACAUAUUUAUCAGUAAAAGUUUUUCUAGAUUGUGAUGGACGUGGUGCAAUGUGCGAUUUAAAGAUCCAGAAGAUUUAGGAUCUGAGUAGAAUUUUCCUUUAUCCUAAUCUAAUAUUGCUUGAAUUCAAGUUAUGGCAAAUAUGUAUUGGGUUAUGAAAUAAGACUUUUCACCAUGUGUUGAACUUUAUUAUACUUUUUAAGAAACGAGGCAUAAGGUAAUACAUAAAAUUGUUUUGGGGUUACAUUUCGAAGAUUGUUUCAAAAAUGUUCAUGUUAUAAAUUUUGUACUUUAAAUCUUAAUACACUGCCUUUUAAAGACGUGUAUGUGUA